AAUCUGCCAGGGAGGGGGCUGAAGAACAAAACAAUGACACUGCUCGGAAGGAUUCAAAUACAGUAACACUUUUUUAAAGACUUUUAAAACGGAAUAGCACAGAUUUUCCUCCCGUUUUAAAGUAAAAGAGUCCGCUGAUAUCCGAGCUUUUGACAUCGACUGGUUGUUGUUUUGUUGAUAUGUUGUUACAGCUCAGUUGACAGACUAGAGGCUAGCUGCUUGUUUGGACGGCUACAGACUGCUGUAGCUUGCUGUCCCGCUAAUUACAGCUUUUCUUUGGAAAAAGUUGAAAGUGUCCGUCGAAACCAACUAGCUGUAAGCUAAGUAACGUUAACAUUAUUGCUGCUUAGGUGCCAAAUUAUCUACCGAGUUUGUCAGCGAGCUAUUGAGAGUCAGUUUGCUAGCUAGCCUGUUGUUAGCAUUAACAUUUGCACAUUCAUCCUUUCAGGGAGAGUUCAUUGUCUCGGUCGGUACUGGCCACUUGUACAUGUGUUUGUAUUAUUUUAGAGCUCUAUUCGCCAACCUUGGAUAUAAUUUAUGUAAUGCUGCAAAUGCUAACUUUGGUUCAUGAACAAGCUAAGUAUUAAUGUUAAAAACAUAUCAAGUGUAACUCAAAGAGACGGCUGUUUCUGCUUCAUUGCCUCACUGUUAAUAGCACUAAAUUACAUUAAUAAAACAGUCGUAAGUGUUUGAAAUUCAUGCUGCCAAAACAAGUUUGAUAUAUUAUAUUGUUGUGUGAGAGUUAGUUGUUACAGUCAGUGGAUCACCAGCCCUAAUGCCAUGCAGCUAUUUUAAGUUGAUUUAGUCACUGUAUUUUGUAAUUUCCGUUGUCAGUAUUUCCACAUUUUUCAGUAACUGCUAUUGGAAAUAGCUGGUUGUCAAAGCUGUUCCAAUAAGCACUGCUUUGUAUUAAAAUUUAGCUUGCAAGAAACGAUGAGCGGGCAUGGCUCAUCUUCAGAAAAGGGAGUUAAUACUAGCCUAAUAUGUCAAGAUAGUUAUGCCUGUGGUGGCUCUGAGGAGGCUGCAUUUGAGUGUCAUGAAUGCAAAAGCUUGCAGUGUGUUCGUUGUGAGCUCGAGCUCCACAGUCAGGAGCGUCUGAAGAACCAUGAGCGCGUUCCGAUAGGACCCGGGCAUGUCCCUUACUGUGACAACUGUAAAGGAGGCAAUGGAGACAGUGGGAAACGCCAUAGAUCUGUCGUCCGCUGCCAGAACUGCAAAGUUAACUUGUGCCAAGACUGCCAGAAACGCACCCACAGUGGAGGCAACAAGAAGAAACACCAGCUCACACCUUAUCCUCCACCACCCAAACCUGCCGAGGUCAACUUUGUCCAGAUAUUGGCCCCGCCCGUUGUCCAAAUAGCCGAUGACACUAAAUCUCAGAGAGCAAAACUCCUGGAGAAGAUUUCCAGUUUUCUCUUGGUGGAUGAGAAUGAGGAAAUGAAGAUAAAAGAUGAAUCUUCAUUUGUAAAGAGCCUGAGCUGUAACCCUGACCAGCUGCUGAAGGUGGUGUCCAUCUUUGGCAACACAGGAGAGGGCAAAUCUCACACCCUGAAUCACGCUUUCUUCACGGGCAGAGAAGUGUUCAAAACUUCUCCCGCUCAAGAGUCCUGCACGGUGGGUGUGUGGGCGGCUUUUGACCCCUUCCGUAAAGUAGUAGUCAUCGACACAGAGGGGCUGCUUGGGAACAGUUCCAAACAGGGCCAGAGAACCAGACUCUUGCUCAAGGUGCUCGCCAUCUCCGACCUCAUUAUCUACCGCACUCAUGCUGACCGUCUCCACGAUGACCUCUUCAAGUUCCUCGGGGAUGCCUCGGAUGCUUACUUGAAGCAUUUCACCAAGGAACUGAAGGCCACAACGGCCCGCUGUGGCCUGGAUGUCCCUCUGUCCACCUUGGGCCCUGCGGUGGUCAUCUUUCAUGAAACAGUCCACACUAAGCUGCUUGGCUCAGAUAAGUCAUCUGACUCAGUAGAUCGGCUGCUGUUGGAGCGCUUCAAGAAGCUUUCCCGUUUCCCAGAGGCCUUCAGCUCAGUCCAGUACUGGGGCACGCAGACUCUCACCCCCCCGACUGACUUUAGUGGCCUGCAGAAUAAGCUGGAGCAGCUCCUGGACAACAACGCCACCCGCUCCCCACGCACACCCAUGGUUAUCUUCAAAGCCCUGCAGGCAUUGAGUGAGCGCUUUAAUGGGGAAAUUGCAGGUGAGCUUGUUGCCCACAGCUGCUUCUUUCCUGAUGAGUACUUCACCUGCUCCCUCAUGUGCCUCAGCUGUGGAUCUGGCUGCAAGAACAGCAUGAACCACUUAGGAGAAGGAGUGUGCCACGAGGCAAAGCAUCGCUGUCGUUAUUCUCUUCAGUAUGAUAAUCGUAUUUACACCUGUAAGGCUUGCUAUGAAGGGGGAAAAGAAGUGAUUGUUAUCCCUAAGACCUCAGCCUCCUCAGACUCUCCAUGGUUGGGCCUCGCCAAAUACGCCUGGUCUGGGUACGUUAUUGAAUGUCCCCACUGUGGAGUGAUCUAUCGGAGCCGUCAAUUCUGGUAUGGGAACCAGGACCCUGUGGAUACGGUUGUCCGCACUGAGAUCCAGCAUGUAUGGCCAGGGUCUGAUGGCUUUUUAAAGGACAACAGCAAUGCAGCGCAGCGUCUCUUGGAUGGAGUCAACCUAGUGGCCCAGUCUGUGUCAGAGCUCAGUGUCAAGCCUGCCAAGGCCGUCACCUCUUGGCUGACAGAUCAGAUCGCUCCAGCCUACUGGAAACCCAACUCCCUCAUCUUGGUGUGCCAUAAGUGUCACACAGUCUUCCAGGACAACGACACAAAGCAUCACUGCCGUGCCUGCGGGGAGGGCUUCUGUGACUGCUGCUCAGCCAAAGCUGCACCCGUCCCUGAGAGAGGCUGGGGUCUUGCCCCUGUCAGAGUGUGUGACGUCUGCUUCGAGCAGAGGGCUUCAUACGCAGAGAUGCUUGAGGCGGAGCUCGAGGAGGAAGAAGGUGGAACCCUCGCCAGGAAGGUUGGAGAAGCAGUCACCAACACCAUCGGGGUUGUGGUCACUGCUAUUGACAUCCCACUUGGCCUUGUGAAAGAUGCGGCCCGUCCUGCCUACUGGGUGCCUGACCAGGACAUCCUGUCCUGCCACAACUGCCAGCGCGACUUCACCGCCAAGCUGUCCAAGCACCACUGCCGCGCCUGUGGCCAAGGAGUGUGUGACGACUGCUCCCCGGAGCGCCGGCCGGUUCCAUCGCGGGGCUGGGACCACCCCGUGCGCGUGUGUGCCAGCUGCAACCAGAAACCCGGAGAACUUUAACAGGGACGGCCUUCCUUCCUCAGAGCACCAGAGAGAACCACUCACUCAGUCAGCUCGCAGUCUGUCACUGCUUUACCUCUGUUAAUCCAAUGGUUCUGUCUUGUGUAUGUGGAAAGGAAGUGUUUAGGUGCAUAUAUAUAUAUAUAUAUAUAUAUAUAUAUAUAUAUAUAUAUAUAUAUAUGACAUUUAGCAUUAAGAGUUCCUGUGGCCUUUGUAGAACAGCCAGAACAUGUUAGUUACUUGACUGAGUGUGAAAUCUUCAUUUCCACACUGAUUAUUCACAGAGUGAAUAUUUUGAUUCUUACACAAGUCCCUAAUUUUACGUUAAAUAAGGCUGUUGAGCUAUUUUUCUACUAUCAGAAAAUAUUACAAAAAAAUAUAUCAUUUAAAGGAUAUUAGUUAGUUGAGAACCCUGUGGGGUUGGUGUGAUUUAGUCUUCAGCAGUUCUUAUUAUUGAGCAUAAGUUUCUCUGAUGUCGCACGUGUAAUGUAAGGAGAUAUGUUAUGUCUGUGCAGGUAUAACUGCAGGUUUCAUUGCAUGCUGUAUUGCAACAUUUUACUUUUUGCACUAAGCCUUUUUCAGCUGUUAUAGGCUGUUGCUUACCAUGGCCAAGAUCCAGAUAUCCAGAUGAUCAAGUAGUCCCAAACCGAGCUGAAAUCUACCACAGUAUGUCUAGAUUGUGGAUAUCUGGUGUGCCAAAAAUCAUUCAGGUCACUGUGUCCGCGCUGGUACAAUGUUUAUAUUUUAUCAUGUAAUUUGUGGUUGUAUGAAGACAUAUAACUAUGUUAGAGGAGUGUACAUUUGGAACGUUGAAAAUUAUUUAUGUAUUGAAGAUAAAAAACAAAAAAACAAAACGUAUUAUCGCUCUCACACGCAUGACAGGCUGAGAGGUUCAUGGCCUUUUUACUUGUUCAGAGGACGGUCUCUGAAUAAACCUCACUAUCUUUUUUUCCCAAGUGGCAAUUUAGCGAAUCCAAGGCGUAAAAAUGUUUCUAUGUCAUGUUCACAUUUGUUUCCUUGACACCUUGAUUUUAAUUUUUUUUUUUUUAUAUUUACAUUUGUCUGCUUGUGUGGAUAUUGUUUUUGCAGAACUGAAGAAUAUCCAAAUUUGUCUUUAAACCAGUUUUACUCUUGCGUCUCCGUAGGCACAGACUGACGGGAGAAGGACUCCUGACGACACACUUUAGUUCUGUUUUAACUCGUUAUUAUACAUCCGUUAUUGAUAUCUUCUAUUUGAUUUUUUCUGUUUUUUCUUUGCAUUAGUUACUGUAUGAAUAUUUAUGAACUUUGUAGCAACUGUAUGCGUACUACUCUUUCUCCCUAUAUUGUUUUUGUCUAUUUUUUUUGUCUUUAAGCAUUACACAGAAGAAAUGAUGCUUGGAUGUGGCAAUGGUGCGAUAUUGACCAUAUUUAGUGACUGAGAGCUUUACGUCUGGAUGUCAUACAAAGCACAAGGUGAUGCCUUUUUAACACAUUUGCUUGUACUUUGUUGUUUAAAAUGGAAAAAAAAGGGUCUUUGUUGAUUGUAAGCUUUGUAGAUAAAGUGAAUUCUUCCUUUGCUCCUAACGUGGAACUUUUUGGUUCUGAUGUCUGAUGAGAAAAUGUGUCUGUCUUGUCUGAAAAUAGAUUAAUCUGUCUGAAUGUUGCAUCACACACACACACACACACACCCUCUGAGAUGCUAAUAUUGCACAAAAUAGAAUAGGAAAUACAUCAUGUCUGAUUACGUGUAUUGGAGUUCAUUCCCAUGCAAAUGUGUGCAGUCUGUUGCUUCAGAUGUCCUCUGCAUUUUGUGAUGUCCAGUUUUUUCAAUUAGGUCGGGUGCUAUCAACACUUCUCACCUACACACUACAAGCAGGCAUAAUUAAAACCUUUAAAACUGUUGGAAACUAAUUGAAGCGAUGAAAUGUUUGGAUAUUAAACUGGUGGAAGAUUUGCAUAAGAUUAAAGUUGUAGCAGCUCCCAUCUGUCAAAAACAAAAUUUGGAAUUGCCUCUAUGUCUUUAGUGUGUGUUUAAAUCUCAAUGUGUCAAACCACUUACUGUACUGUAUGUGGGAGGAAUAGAUCGUGUGCACGCCUGUGUAUUUAUGAGCCCUGCUUCCACUCCUCUCCAUCACUGCAGCUUCAGAUAAAGUGAAGGAAAAUUAUUUGCUGGGUGCUUAUUGAUGAUGAUAAAUGAUUUAUAAAUAUUUCAAUAAAUAAUUAAACACAA
Molecule: messenger RNA, 5506 nt
Organism: Cottoperca gobio
Lineage: Eukaryota; Metazoa; Chordata; Actinopteri; Perciformes; Bovichtidae
Product: zinc finger FYVE domain-containing protein 1-like
Exons: 11
Coding region: 934-3294 (786 amino acids)
Biological process (GO): lipid droplet formation
Cellular component (GO): lipid droplet
Molecular function (GO): 1-phosphatidylinositol binding; zinc ion binding; phosphatidylinositol-3,4,5-trisphosphate binding
Source: RefSeq, a predicted model, not a curated record